CUUGCAACAGUUGCAACAGUUGUUUAUCUUGUCGGAUAGGUUACGUUCAGUUAUGUUUACAUGCUCCCAUCAAAGUCUCAUCUCAUGUAACUUCAAGAAAUCGAAAAUAGUGCAGUUGAUACGGUGACAUCGGUUAGAUGCAUUAAACAAAACUUUACCAUGAGCAACAGCAACAUCGAUAAAGGAAUAAUUACUUACAUUUAUCUAGAAAAUUUUGUAACGUACAGUAAAGUCAUUGUAAAACCUGGCAGAAAUUUAAAUGUAAUUAUCGGACCCAAUGGCACAGGAAAAUCAACAAUUGUUUGCGCGAUUGUUCUUGGAUUGGGUGGCAAACCUACUACCAUUGGACGUUCAUCUCAAGUUGGGGACUAUGUAAAAGCAGGUUGCAAUGAAGCAAAAAUUGAAAUCCAUCUUAAGAAUGACAAAAACAGAAAUGUUGUUAUCUGUAGAACGUUUAAUACACAGGGAAAAUCAUCUUGGUUGCUUGAUAAAAAUCAAUCAAACAUUAAAGAGAUACAAGAUUUAACAAGAAAUUUUGAUAUUCAGAUAGAUAAUCUUUGUCAGUUUCUUCCUCAAGACAAAGUGCAAGAGUUUUCAAAAAUGAAUUCGCAAGAGUUGUUAGAAAACACAGAAAGAUCGGUUGGUGAUCCAAUAAUUCUCGAACAUCAUAAACAGUUAAUACAGUACAGAUCAGAUCAUAAAGAUACAGAAGUACAGAUAGCAAGUAAACAAAAAUUAUUGACAUUGAAAACUCAGAUAUAUGAAGGCUUGAAAGAAACUGUUAGUAGUAUAAAGGAAAGAAAAUUAAUAAAAAGGAAAAUUGUUACUUUGAAACAGAAAAAGGCAUGGAUACUGUAUGAUCAGAAGCGUAAAGAGUUACAUGAGCUACAAGGUAGAAAGAAAAAGGCAGUAGCAGAAAUGGCAUCUUUAGAAGCAGAAAUGCAACCUACUAAUGAUUUAAUAAAUAAAACCAAAUCAGAAAUUGAAGUACUUCAGAAUUCUGUAGCAGAUCAUAAAAAUAAAGUUAGUAUGAAAACUAUAAAACUCAAAAGGAUGAUGGACGAUAUUUUGGACUGUGAAAAUAAUAUCAAAGAGUGUGAAAAUACGUGCAAACAGAGAAUACAAACUGAAGAAGCCAGAGACCAUGAUAUUAAUGUAGCAGAACAACAAAAAAACAAACUAGACAAUGAUUUAUCUGCCAUUUUGAAAGAUAUUGAAUGUGAGGAAGCUUUAAAAAGGAAGCAGGACCUAUUCACCAAGAUAGAAGAGCAAAGGAGUAUGAUUGCUAUGUUAACAAAUAAAAAUGCAGCGCUCAAACAAGAAGAGGAUCGCAUAAAUCUAGAGAUCAGAGCUCAAGAAACUGAACGGCAAGUUCUUAAUAUCGAAGCUAAGCGAUUACAACUUCUAAGAGAAAAAAGUAUGGAUACAUAUAGAGCAGUAGAAUGGUUAAGAGAGAACCAUGAUAAAUUCUCUGGAAUAGUGCAUGAACCAAUACUACUUAACAUAAAUGUAAAAGAUGUUCAAUACGCGAAAUAUUUGGAAAAUAUUAUCCCAUUUCGAGAAUUAAUUGCAUUUGUUUGUGAAAAUAAACAAGACAUGAACAUGUUAUUACACCAUUUGAGAGAUGUGCAGAAAUUACAAGUAAAUGUUAUACACUCUGAUCCUACAAGAGUGGUUUCCAUGGUACCAACAGUUCCUUUAGAAAAUAUUAAAUGCUUUGGUUUUACUCAUUAUUUAGUAUCACUAAUCGAAGCACCAACCACUAUUAUGAAGUAUUUAGUAAACUUCUAUAAUUUACAUAAUAUACCUGUAGGAACAAGUCUUGUUGAUGAGAAUAUAGAUCACAUACCUUCUAAUAUAAAUAGAUAUUUUAGCAAAACAAAGUCUUAUUCGCUCAGUAAGUCUAAAUAUACGGGACAAAAAUCAAUUGGAAUACACGUAGUAUCAAGUACAGGAAUGUUAUCUAUUGUGUUAGAUAAAUCUAAAUUAUUAAAGAUUGAAGAAAAGUUAAAAUCAUUACGAGAAAGAAAAAAUAGCGUUUUCAAAAAAAUAGAGCAAAUCGAGAAACAGAUAUGUGAACAAAACAAGGAAUUAGAUAGAUAUAGGGCUAGUAGAAGUGAAAUUCAUAAGAAUCUUCAACAAAUAGAAGCUCUAAAAUCUAGAAUAUCUAUGAUUGAGAAAAAAAUUGAAAAUUUACAAAAGGAACGAACCAGUAUUGAUAAAAUAAGAGAAUCCAGUACUAAUGAUAUAAAGGUGAUUUUGAAUAAACAAUUGAACGUUUAUGAAACGUAUAAUAAUGAAUUAGAAGCAUGUUUUAAGUAUAUUAUAGACAAUGAACAAAUUCAAUUGGCAUUAAAACUGCAAAAUCGAUUUUUGAGAAUGAAAGUAAACAAAUCUCAAGAUUUAAGAGAAAAACUUAAAGAAGCAGAAAACAGAGUAAGACAACUUACAUCAGAAAUAAAUCCUAUGUUACACGAAGUGCAAAGAAUGUACAACGAAGCAUUAGAAAUUACUAAUGGUAUUGGACCAUCCGACAAAAAAUUUACGGCAAUAAACAAAGCUUUUUCUAAAUUACCACCUACUGUUGAGGAAAUUAAUAACGAAUUGCACACUGCUCAAGCAAAAGUUUUUUGUAUGGGUAAUAAUGUUGAUGGCGAAAGUACGUUGCACGAAUAUGAGAAAGUAGAAACAGAAAUUUGUGAAUUGAAGGAAUUUAUUCAGAAAAAGACAGGCGAGAUAGAAACAUUAACACAACGGGUCCAAACAUUACGAGAAAAAUGGUUACAACCAUUGUCGAUAAUUGUAGAAAAAAUAAAUUCAAACUUUAGCUCAUAUUUUUCAGCAAUGGGUUGUGCAGGCGAAGUUAUACUAGUACAACCAGAAAAUAUCAUGGACUUUGAUAAAUAUGGCCUAAAAAUCAUGGUGAAAUUUAGAGAUACCGAUCAGUUACAGGAGCUAACAAGAAAUCACCAAAGCGGUGGAGAAAGAGCUGUAACCACUGCAAUUUAUAUGAUUUCACUUCAAGAACUCUCAAGAGUACCUUUUCGAUGCGUAGAUGAAAUUAAUCAAGGAAUGGAUGCUGCGAAUGAAAGACGGGUAUUUAAUUUACUUGUACAAAUGACUGGAAGACCAAACAGUUCUCAAUAUUUCUUACUCACACCCAAACUACUACCCAACCUAAAAUACUCGGAAACUGUAACAGUGCAUUGUGUGUUUAAUGGUCCAUUUAUGAUUAGUCACACAGAAUUUGAUAUGAAAGAGUAUUGCAAGCAUGUGUCAAAAACAAUGGAGAAAGAAAACGAAGACGACGAUUAACCAUUAAAGAUGUUUAUUAUGUCUAAGUACAGUACAAUGGCAAAACAUGUACAAUAAUGUUACAUGGUUAUGCAAAGCAUAGUUUAUGUAUUUUUUUAAAAUGUUUGAAAUGCAAUUAAUCACAUAAGACUAUAUAUUUUGUCAACA
Hylaeus anthracinus is the source of this 3462-nucleotide messenger RNA. It is a transcript of the gene SMC5, whose product is annotated as structural maintenance of chromosomes protein 5. Gene Ontology annotation, cellular component: Smc5-Smc6 complex. Gene Ontology annotation, biological process: double-strand break repair via homologous recombination. The record is from RefSeq and is a predicted model, not a curated record. The transcript has 15 exons. Gene Ontology annotation, molecular function: ATP hydrolysis activity; ATP binding. The coding region runs from base 160 to 3315 and encodes 1051 amino acids. Lineage: Eukaryota; Metazoa; Arthropoda; Insecta; Hymenoptera; Colletidae.